Mesorhabditis spiculigera is the source of this 1650-nucleotide messenger RNA. The record is from the annotation of a GenBank genome assembly. Lineage: Eukaryota; Metazoa; Nematoda; Chromadorea; Rhabditida; Rhabditidae.
AUGGAAGAAGCAGUCGAAGAGACUACGCAGGAAUCCAGAAACGAAUACGCAAGAAACCUAGUCUGGACGACGUUCUACUUUGACGAGAAAACGGUCAACACCUGCGACGUGUUGCUAACGAGGCAAUUUCUUGUGGAUAGGAAAUUGCUGAAGAAGUCGCUGGCUACUGAGCCCGUUGGUCAGGAUCUCGAGGCUGUGAAAGCCAAGGAGGAGCUCGAACAAGAAAUGGGCAAAACUGAGAAAACCGACUCUGACGAGAAGCUCCCAACUUCAUUUGGCAGCAAGAAAACCUCGCGACCGUUGCCGCGCUCAUGGCUGGGAUGGAUAGAGAAAAUGGAUUCAAAGGCCUAUUGGGAGAGUAUCAACGAAUAUCUCAUCUACAAAGAAAUGGACGAGCAGGGCCAGGAGGAGUUGCUUCAUAAAGCGGUAAAGAACAAACCAGCUAUGAUCUUACCGUGCCACGAAAAACUGAAGAAUCACGCGGACGAUUUCGUGGAGAUUGGUGCAAAGUACGAGGAUCCCGGGCAGCGGAUGGAGGCCCUGGCUAAGUUUCUCGAGCGUCGCUGCCACCAGGAUUUUCUGGCGCUUUGGGCCUCGGCUCGCACGACUCGGUGCCGGAAGUACCUAGCAAAGAUGGAGAGGCUUGGCAUCGCCACAGGGCUGGACAAGAAGAAAUUCACGGUGCCCGAUGACACCGUCACGCCGGUAAUCGAUUCCGACGAUUCUGACGACCACGGCGAGGAAGCGGCUGAAGAACCACAAGCCAGUUCUUCUGUGGAAACGCAGCCAAUCUACGACGUUCUCUACGAGGUGUACGAAGAGGGCGCUCAUUUGGAAAUGAAGUUGGGCGCGAAAUCCGAACGACCUCAAGCCCAGGCUCAGCCGUCUGUUGAGGAAGCCGCUACACCUGUUUACGAUAUGGCCAACUUUUCGUUUGCCUAUGAUCCUGAAAAAGAUGCCCAGCUGCUGGCCUCAAAUGCUUGCGAGCUCUUCCAUAUGGAUAAGGAAAUUCGGAAAUACUGGUUCCAGCGCUAUCGACUUUUUUCACGCUUGGAUCAAGGGGUGUUGAUGGAUCGGGAAGGCUGGUUCUCGGUGACGCCAGAACGAAUCGCAUCCCAUAUUGCACAGCGUAUGGUGACGCGCCCCGGGAUGGUGAUCAUCGAUGGGUUUGCCGGCGUUGGAGGAAACAGCAUCCAAUUCGCGCUUCAUGGAGCUUACGUAAUCGCCGUCGACCUCGACCCAAUUCGCCUAAAAUGCGCCAAGCGUAACGCCGAGGUGUACGGCGUGGCCGAACACAUCGAAUUCAUCUGCGGAGACUUCUUCCAUGUCCUCUCGCAGCAGCGCUUCCAAAGCGGACAGUCGAUCAUUGACGCCGUGUUCCUAUCACCGCCCUGGGGUGGCCCGUCGUACAUUUUUGAGAAGGAAUUCGACAUUGGAACUGGGUGUACGCCGAAUGGUUUCGACAUUUUCGAGGCGGCGCGCCGGCUGACGCCCAACAUUGCUUACUUUUUGCCAAGGAAUACGAAACAAAAUCAGAUCGUUCAUCUGGCUGGCCCUGGAGGCAAGGUGGAGGUCGAGCAAAGCUGUUUGAACAAGAAGAUCAAGACCAUCACCGCCUAUUUCGGGAAUCUUUGUCAAGGAGCCGCGAAA